AAAAAUCAGAAAAUAGCAGCCAUAAUGCACAAAUUACAACAUUUGAGAUGGACCAUAUUUUUAAAAAUUUUAAUUACAUUAGAUAAUACAGAUCUAUCAGAGGUAGAUUUUGAUGUAAUCAUUGUUCCAUUUUUCCACAUGUUUUUAACAUUCAUAUUAGCUACACAUUCUCUAACUAGUCGGUCACUACAGUGUCUGCAGAGGCACAAAAGCCACGACUAGAUUAGCCUAGAAGAAUAAUGUAUUCUGAAAUAUAUCAAAUACUAGAUAACGGAUUAAAUCUGUGGAGGCAUUUUAAAUGUCCAGGGCAUUUUUGUCACUUUCAGUAACAUUUUCAACCACUCUUGUUAAUAUCUGACCCCGGUAUGAAGAAAUCCUUGUUGAGAAUUACAGCAUCCAGCCUUAUACCAUUGUCUUUGAGGUGCUGCGGGGUAGCGGUAAAAGAUCAGGCCAGCAACUGAAAAGUUUGAACCUUUCAAAAGACGACUCAUGAGCUAUCACUUCUGCAAGGAAAAUCAAGGACAAACACAUUUCAACAGAAGAGCACAAAUACACAUGCACACGCAACUGGACAGGCCUCUCUCCAUCAGUUUACCCCCACCCUGUGUGUCAGAGGGUCUAGCCGGUCUGGAGAACAGAUGUCAAGUCUCUUUCCAUCUCCUUUGCUACCAACACAGCAAUGUGCUGCUCCAAGAAAACAUCUGUCUAAGCAUUGACCAUCAGCAAAAGGGGCCCCAUGAGCUGGCUCAUCCGCCCUUUGAAACUGCAAGACUGUGUGCCACUCUAACUGCUAAGGAGCCCCGCCAGUGUAUCCAUGUCUGUAGAUUCCUCUUAGUCCUUUCUAAACAUCAACAGGACAGAUAAAGGCAUUUGGGACAUGAAGGGUUAAUUCGGUGGGGAGGGGAGGUGACAGCAAACCAAAAGAAGAGGGGGAUAUAAAAACACCAAAGGCUUCGUGGGCACGAGUCUAACUGUGUUUGUGCUGGACUAAAGACUCACAACGACAGAAGGGAACACACACACAUACACACACUAGUCUUGAGCUGUGGUGUUGUGUGUUAUUUGACAGCGCGCUUUUACGCAGAAGGUGUGUGUGGAUACUCUUGCGCAAGAGCGGCUCAUACACCCUCCAGAGGACAGAGCUCAGAUGAGUUAGUCAGAGGAGGAACUUUGGAUCUUGAUCACACUGAAGAUGGGCUUAUAGUGAACUACACUUCAUCCCUGAGGACACACUGGCGUUUGGAGAGGAUGACAGCACUUUGCGCAACGCACCGGAGCGCAACAAUGUACCCAAAACACAAGUUUUAUAUUAGACGUGAAGGACAGACUACGAGAAUUUGAAUUUGUUUGAGCUGGAGAGUUUUUUCUAUUUUUAUUUUAUUUUAUUAUUUUCAAAGAUAAGAAUGCUGCAGGCUCUCAGACUUAUUGUGCCAAUGUACCUGAUUUACCUGCGUACAAGUAAAACUCCAGUUUUUCCUCAAUGAAGAAGUAAAACUUCUCUCCACAUAUAAUAUUUUCCUUUUGUUUUGCAUUUUAUACUAAUGUUAAAAGAAGAGUAAAUACCUCAAUGGAAUGGUACACAGCUUUGGAGUUUGUGGGACUUACUUCUCUGUUUUUUAAAAGUAAUUCAAGUACUUUUUGGACUUCAGGAUUAUACCAUUUUUAAGGCCAGGAGCUAUAGGUCACACAUUGAUCUGAUUAGUUUUAAAACGUGGAGUGAUUGGGCUUCUUCGAGAUAAUUUCUUUUUCCCGUGAGUAUUGCUGUUCUGGACUACGAGGUGGCUCCGCAGUGGUGUGGCGGCUCCUCGUCCGCGGCGGAUCCGGAGAUCGGAGUGUCUGCAGCGGCAGGAGGCGGCAGCGGAAGCCCGGCAGCGGCGGCGGCGCAGGGUCCUAAGAGCGCUCGAGUGAAGAGGAUGGUGCGGCUAGCGGCGGAGCUGCUGUUGGUGUUGGGACUCCUUCUUCUGACGUUACACAUCACGGUGUUGCGGAGCAGCCCGCUGCAGCACGGAAAUGACACUGUAAGCUCGGAGCAGGACUCGCGGGUGGCGGAGAAUAAUGUCAAUGCAGAAAGUAGCUCCUCGGUUCAGAUGGGGACGGGGGACAGACAGUCCCGAGUGGCUCAUAUUCCAGCGUCUCAGCCUUGGGCUCAGAGUCAUGGGACAGGGGGCAGCCUGCAGAGAGACGGCCCAGGAGCUUUUCUGCUGGACCUACAAAACUUCCCUGAUCUUUCCAAAGCUGAUAUAAAUGGGCAGAACCCCAACAUACAGGUAACCAUAGAAGUGGUGGACAGCCUGGAAGGUUCUGAACCAGAGAAGGGAAUGCGCAAAGAAAACAAGCCUGGCUGGGUGGCUCCUAACUGGAGGAACUGGUGGCAGCGUUCGUCUUCCUCGUCCUCAGCUUCCAUGUCCACCCCGAAGGGGCCCGAUGAACAGGAUUACCCCUACGAGAGCAACACAGAGGACAGCAAUUUCCUCAAACCACUCGGAGAUUGGGAGCGAAGAGGGUCUGCCGGCACGGGAAGCAGAACACAGACAGAAUACGAUUACAUAGAUGGGGAAGGGGACUGGAGCGGUUGGUCGUCAUGCAGCGUGUCUUGUGGAAAUGGCAACCAGAAGCGAACCAGGUCGUGUGGCUAUGCCUGCACGGCCACAGAGUCACGGACAUGUGACAUGCCCAGCUGCCCCGGGAUUGAAGAUGCUUUCAAGACGGCAGCGACGGAAGUCAGUCUGCUUGCUGGCACUGAAGAGUUUAAUGCAACGGAGCUCUUCGGAGUUGAUACAGACAGCUGCGAGCGUUGGAUGAACUGCAAGAGUGAGUUCCUCAAGAAAUACAUGAGCAAAGUGGCCAACGACCUACCCAGCUGCCCCUGCUUUUACCCAACAGAGGUGGCCUACAGCACCGCAGACGUCCACGAUGCCACAACGAGGCGCAACUUCCGCUGGAAGGACGCCAGCGGGCCGAAGGAGAAGCUGGAGAUCUACAAACCCACUGCUCGCUAUUGCAUCCGCUCCAUGCUUACGCUGGAAUCCACAACGUUGGCGGCCCAACAUUGCUGCUACGACGACAGCAUGAAGCUCAUCACCCGAGGCAAAGGGGCCGGUACGCCCAACCUCAUCAGCACGGAGUUCUCCGCUGACCUGCAUUACAAAGUGGACAUCCUACCAUGGAUCAUCUGCAAGGGCGACUGGAGCCGCUACAACCAGGCUCGCCCUCCCAAUAACGGACAGAAAUGUGCAGAGAACCCUCAGGAUGAGGACUACUACAAACAGUUUGAGGAGGCCAGAGAGUUUUGAGCCGAAAAGCUGCGAUGCUUCUUCUAAAACAGAAGCAGAACUCAUGUAGAAAACUGGCUGUGUGUUUGAACAGGACUUGCUAUGAGAAAUAGACAGCACCGCCUACAACAAGCACACAAGAUCUUCAUAUGGUUGCUCUCAUAACCUCUUUUCAUUGUGUUUUCGUGGAAAGAAUAAUACCAAGUAACUCAUCAUGGUUCUCUUUAUAUUGUUUAUCUGUAUUACUUGGGGUUUCUCAACAUAUUUGUUUAAGGAGUAAAAGGGAAAAACUAAAGGGAAGUCAUAUCAGGAAUCAUCCCACCAAUGAUCGGCUGAUAGCGAGAGUUUCAUGUUUUUGCAUGCUUGUAUUAUGCCCUACAUGCAGUCUCCUCAGGAUUCUUGGACAGAUUCAAGGAUAUCAGAUACAAUAUUCAGGUUUCUGUGUAAACAUGCAUAUAUUUGUCUAGUUGGAUGAACAGAAUUCCUAUAUAAUGUCCUGUUGCAUCACUUUUCCUUUUUUGCUAAAAUCAAAACAGUCAAAAAUUCCUGCAUAAUCUUUGCAAAGUAUUUAUUGAGUCAUAGUUAUGUGUCAAUGGUAGGGGUUUGUGCAUAUAGAUGUAUGGAUGCAUUUUUGAGUGCUAAAUAAAUAGGCCAUGUCACAUUAAACAUCA
Messenger RNA from Ctenopharyngodon idella (grass carp), 3943 nucleotides. It is a transcript of the gene ism1, whose product is annotated as isthmin 1. The record is from RefSeq and is a predicted model, not a curated record. The coding region runs from base 1914 to 3293 and encodes 459 amino acids. Gene Ontology annotation, biological process: negative regulation of angiogenesis. NCBI's taxonomy places the organism in Eukaryota, Metazoa, Chordata, Actinopteri, Cypriniformes, Xenocyprididae. The transcript has 8 exons.